UUGACCGCUAAUCCAGGAUGUGAAUGUUUCGUUCAGUCCGUGCAACUGGCAAAGAUGUUUACAAUAAAUAUAUCCCGCAUUUUUAUUCUUAGUCGCAGUGACCAUGAAGAAAACAACUAGAUGAAAGCCGCAGACGUUUAUCUCUCGCCUUUUUCCUGCACUUUGCAUGAGCAGAGGGGAUUGAAUGGUCACUGAUUGCUGUCCUCGCUUGGGAUUGCAGCUUGGCCUGUCAGUGUGCUGCUGUUAGUCAUGUUUAUUUCAUAAAGAUGGCAACGAGGGGCACGUUAUAAACUAAAUGACUGUCAGAAACAUCGCCUCCAUCUGUAAUAUGGGCACCAAUGCCUCUGCUCUGGAGAAAGACAUUGGUCCAGAGCAGUUCCCAAUUAAUGAACACUACUUUGGAUUGGUCAAUUUUGGGAACACGUGCUACUGUAACUCAGUGUUGCAGGCUCUGUAUUUCUGCCGGCCUUUCAGGGAGAAUGUGUUGGCGUAUAAAGUCCAGCAGAAGAAGAAGGAGAACCUUCUUACCUGUCUGGCCGACCUCUUCCACAGCAUCGCCACGCAGAAGAAGAAGGUGGGCGUGAUCCCUCCCAAGAAGUUCAUCUCACGUCUGCGGAAGGAGAAUGACCUGUUUGAUAACUACAUGCAGCAAGAUGCCCACGAGUUCCUGAACUACCUGCUGAACACGGUGGCUGACAUCCUGCAAGAGGAGAAGAAACAGGAAAAACAGAACGGACGACUGAAGAACAACGGUACUACCAUUGCCACGGACUCCGAGCCCGAACAGAACAAGGCCGAGCCCACCUGGGUUCACGAUAUCUUCCAGGGCACGCUGACCAAUGAGACGCGCUGUCUCAACUGUGAAACGGUCAGUAGCAAGGAUGAAGACUUUUUGGAUUUGUCCGUGGAUGUUGAGCAGAACACUUCAAUAACACACUGUCUCAGGGACUUCAGUAAUACAGAGACCCUGUGCAGUGAGUAUAAAUACUACUGUGAGACGUGCUGUAGCAAACAAGAGGCACAGAAACGUAUGCGUGUGAAGAAGCUGCCCAUGAUCCUGGCUCUUCAUCUGAAACGCUUUAAGUACAUGGAGCAGCUGCAUCGGUACACUAAACUGAGCUAUCGAGUGGUCUUUCCACUAGAGCUCCGGCUCUUCAACACCUCCGGAGACGCCGUCAACCUCGACCGCAUGUACGACCUCGUCGCUGUGGUGGUCCACUGUGGCAGCGGCCCAAACAGAGGGCAUUACAUCACCAUCGUAAAGAGUCAUGGCUUCUGGCUGCUGUUUGAUGAUGACAUUGUUGAGAAAAUUGAUGCACAGGCGAUAGAGGAGUUCUACGGUUUGACUUCAGACAUUUCCAAGAACUCUGAGUCAGGAUACAUCCUGUUCUAUCAGUCCAGAGAAUGAAGGAGCAGAGGGAGAACAAAUGAAGAGCAGAGGAGGAACGCCAGAAGAGAUCAAAAGGAAGGGUAUUUGUGAAGAUGACAUCCGCUAGAUUCCUUUUCCACAUCCCUCUCCUUUUCUUCAUCUCAUACUCAGGGUCUCCAGCUGAGACUGAGUGCCAAAAGCCCUCUAUAAUCCCAUUUGCCAGUAAGACAUUCCCCAUUCUCCCAAUCUCGCUGCACUCUGCGGGGGAAAAAUGCAUCUUCAAAUCUGACCCUCAAGUCAGUCACCUGCAUCUGGAAGGCACUUUAUAAAUAACAAUAAGUAACACAAAAGCAACACGACAACAAAAAAAAUCACAACAUAUUCAACUACAAUACUUGUGAAAACUUGAAGGAAUCAAAAAGCUACAAAAGGAGCAAUGAGUCCUGGUACUUUAAGAAGGGUCACUGCUUCUGUUUGUUCAGUGCCCAGGAAAGUGCCUCUCAUCCUGGGAAUCUGAAACCAGGAAGAGAGUUUUUCUCUCUCGAUCUCUUGCUCAAGGUCAGGGACCCGUUUUGGGUCACUUUAGAUGUUCCAUACUGUGAUGCCCACUCAUCUGUCCUCCUUCUCACGACUCUUACCCAGUAGCCGGUUCAGUCUGCACAUCCUGGUUCAGUCCUGGUCAUCAGAGGGGCUGUUUGCACUGUGUGACAAUUUGUUUUGGAUUUUGGCAUGUUGUGGAAUGAGAUUAUGAUUCUGAGCUGUCUGUUACGUGAGUGUGUGUGUGUGUGUGUGUGUCUGCAUUUAGUCAUGCAGGUAGCUGCUGUGAAGUGACUUUGCUUUUCAUCCAGAAAUAGUUGCAGUUUUGUUAUCCAGACAGUUUUCAAAAGUUGUUCUAUUGAAUUCUUUGCUCUGUUCGAGUAACAAAGAAAAAGGGCAGAACUGCAAGGCUGAAAUGCUGCUUUUGUCUCCCUUAUCUAACACUGUUGUUACCUAACUUCCAUUGUAGGUAAUGGCCUUACUUACUUACAGUAGUUACAAGUGUUAACAACCUUGCAGUCAACUCUUGUUGUUAGGUUCACCUAAAUCUGCCGGUCCUGACUGACUUCAUCCCGUAAAAGAAGUCUGCUUUUUAGUUAGGAGAAGUCUCACCUUUUAGUUCCUGCUUUAGUUCCUCCAGUUGGCUUGAAUCCAUAGAUGUUGUAACUUGGUCCCUGGUCAUUUUCACAAAGCAAAAUGAUGUGACAUUUCUUUUAAUCAUUACUUUGGGGUUUUAAAGGAGUAAUUCACCCAAAAAUGAAAAUUUGUCGAACAUUUACUCGCCCCAAGGCCAUCCAAGAUGUGGUUGAGUUUGUUUCUUCAUCAGAACAUGGUUGGAGAAAUUGUUUUCAUUAAACCACUUGCCCACCCAAAGAUCCUCUGUAGCGAAUGGGUGCCGUCAUAAUGAUAGUCCAUACAGCUGAUACAUACAUCACAAAAAGUUCAUAAGUAACCCACACAGCUCCAUGUCCAUAAUAUUGCUUUCUCCAAUUAAUUGAAUUUAUUUAUUACUAACAAUCAGCUUUUUGCUUCUCAAGACAUUAAUUCAUGGAAUGUAUUGGGUCAUUCUGAUGGCACCCAUUCACUGCAGAGGAUCCCUUUGGUGAGCGAGUGAAGUAAAGUUCUCAUGUACAAGCAAACUCAUCAACUUUUAGGAUGGCCUGAGUGUGAGUAAAUUGUCAGUCGAUGUUCAUGUUUGGGGAUCUGUUUUUUUUCUUUAAAAGUCUUGAACAUAAGAGAUUGGUGGUAGGAGAAACUUAAAAUGCACCAGUCUUGAGAUGAUUGCAAUGCAGUGAAGUUUAGGUUUAGGGCUUAUAGAAGUAUGUGAUAGGUUGUCGCGGUUACGAUAAGAACGUGCACACUUAUUUCAAUUUCUUUGAUGUGAAUGGCUUUUAUCUGAGAGGGCUUUUACUAUUUAAUUGACGUUGUAUAGUCAGGAGAGAGCCUGACUUCAGAUAAAUGGGAAACUUUAUACAAGACGGUACAGAAACGUACUGUUAAUCCUGAUUUUUAACAUUUAAUUUUUUACAUAAAUGGGAGAGACUGACUUGGAAAAAGUUAUCGAAGGGAAACAAGGUGCAAUACAGGGAACAUUCCAUGAUCAUUUUACACCAACAUUUUUUUUCCAGAAACACAACUGAUUGGUACUCCUGUUUAUUUAGGGUGUAGAUAUCUAUAGGCAAAUGUUUAAUUUACCAUUUUAUUUACCUUUUUUUGUCCGUCCACAGCACAACAGUUUAGUAAGUUAUUAGGGAUAAAAAACUAGAGUAGGUUUUAUGGUGUUGAUUCAUUCAUUCUAGGUUUGUUGUACCUGUAUUUUCACACUCCUCAAUCAACAUUAUAAUAUGUAAUUAUAUGUUAAAGCCACACUACAUGCAAUAUAGAUGUAUGAACACUGUGUAACAACACAAUGUGGAUUGACUAUGCAGUGUUUGUGUUUGUCCUGUUGUUUCCUGAGGCUUGAUAGAUGCUGACUGAUUAUUUGGACGCUUGUUCUUUCAAUUGAGGUUUCCCAUUGAUGCCAGCAAAGUUGGUUUUUUUGGAGCAUAUGUGGUUGUUUGAAGGUGGUUUUUUUUUGGUACCACGACCACAUUCUCUCUUCCAUGCCUGUUCUUUUGUUUCGUUAGUGAUCAAAAUGAACAGAACUGUGCCAAAAUUGUGACAGGAAACUCGCAGUCCUUCGAACUGGAAAAUAAAAUGGAUAUUUCUGUGUCAUAAAACUGUACAUAAAUAUUAUGUAGACAUACUGUUUAGGAAUAAAUUAUAUUUUUAAAACGCCAGAUGAUUCUAUCCAAAUUGACCUGUCAUUCGCAUGGAGAACACAUGGUUACAAAUGAAGACAUUAAAAGCUGACGAGUGUUUGUCAGAGAUGAUUUCAAUCAGGUCCCUUAUGGUGACCUGGAUCAAUUUAAAGUUUGUUCUGUAGAGUAGCUUAUAAACUGAAAAGUACUGUAACUGCUUAAUACUGUGGACUGAAUCCCCUCACAUACAUGAACAUCUGCUUAUGUUAAAAACCAAUUAGACUGUCAGUUAUACACCUUGUAUGUAAAAAACACACCUGUCGGUUUUGUCCUCUUUUAUGUGUAUUUUUUUAGGUCCAGAAAAGAGAUGUACAAUGCGUGUGUCUGUGUGUCUGAGAGAGAAAUACCAGGACUCAAACUCUAAUGGAAAGUGUGAUAACUGUAAGUGCACUUUAUCAUAGCAGAACCAAAAAGGUUUCUCGUAGGAACUGGAAUCCUGACUGAGAUUCUUUUGGUUUAUUUUCCUUUCCUCAAUAAAUGAAACACAACUUUA
Molecule: messenger RNA, 4699 nt
Organism: Puntigrus tetrazona (Sumatra barb)
Lineage: Eukaryota; Metazoa; Chordata; Actinopteri; Cypriniformes; Cyprinidae
Gene: usp46
Product: ubiquitin specific peptidase 46
Exons: 9
Coding region: 296-1408 (370 amino acids)
Biological process (GO): protein deubiquitination
Cellular component (GO): nucleus; cytosol
Molecular function (GO): cysteine-type deubiquitinase activity; cysteine-type endopeptidase activity
Source: RefSeq, a predicted model, not a curated record